Brachypodium distachyon (stiff brome) is the source of this 699-nucleotide messenger RNA. RefSeq lists its product as uncharacterized. The coding region runs from base 34 to 636 and encodes 200 amino acids. The transcript is spliced from 2 exons. The record is from RefSeq and is a predicted model, not a curated record. Lineage: Eukaryota; Viridiplantae; Streptophyta; Magnoliopsida; Poales; Poaceae.
GCAUAAUACUAACCAUAUAUUGCUGUUUUUUAGAUGAGCACAGGCGAGAGUGGAAGUGAUGAUGAAAGUGAUAUGGACUCCCAAGCAAAUGAAGAUCAGUUAAUGCUUAUGACUGCAUAUUUUGUUAUGAACCAUCAUGACAAAUACCUGAUGAAGAGAAAGAGGAGAAUACCUUUAUGCACAGGACAACAGUGGGUCUUUGAGAACCUGAGCACGUCAAAAGAUUGUUAUGCAAUGUUCAGAAUGUAUCCAGCUUGUUUUUAUGGACUGCAUAACACAUUGGUGGGACGCUACAAAUUGGAGUCAACUAGGGAGAUGUCUUCAAUGGAGGCACUAGCUAUGUUUCUAUGGACAGUUGGAGGUCCUGAAUCGGUGACCCAAGUUGAGAACCGCUUCAAGAGGUCCAAAGAAACAAUCCACCGGAAGUUCGAACAUGUAUUGGGUUGCUUGACCCAACUAGCAGCAGAUAUCAUCAAACCAAGAGAUCCUCAGUUUCCAACAGUGCAUGAAAGGCUCCAGGACUCUAGAUUCUCACCCCACUUCAAUGGUUGCAUAGGCGCAAUUGAUGGGACACACAUACGUGUUGUCGUGCCAGCUGAAGAUAUUGCCAACCAUGUAGGAAGGAUCCGCACAUGACACAAGGAUAUUCAAAGACACGUUGAUAACUUAUUCAGAAAACUUUCCACAUCCACCUUCAGG